GCUGUCAUUCGCCAGGCACGAUUGUGUUUGUCACGUGACUGCGAGGGGACUAUGCCAAACUGCAGAGUUUUGCAAAGUAUAAUACGGAUUCUUAUGGAAAGUGACUUUUGUCGGGUACCUUCAGUUUACAUUUUGUUAACCUUUUUAGCGCGAGGACUGUUUGUUGUACUGUGGUCACAAACAGCUUGAUUACAUACAUGUACCGUGUUACCUACAUUCUCACACUCUUAACAACUUCGUAAAACAAACAGUACAACUAAAGCCUUGGUCAUAUCAAAAUGGAUUGGACGUUUUUGGCACUGGUUGUGCUUGGGGUUUUCUCCAUUGUCUCUGGAAAGAUAUGUGAGGUUCCGAGUGGAAACGCAAACCUGAUCACAUCCCUCAACAAGAAGCUGCUGAGGUCUGUGGAGGACGAGUCAGAGGAGCCCAACCCCAGCGUGUACCUCGGCCUGCGCCUCUCCAGUACACACAGCCUGAGCCUGGAGCUGGAGUACCUGGCCAAGCUGCAGACCACGCUGGUGCCCAGCCUGAAGAGCUCCCUGUCUGAACACAAGCCUCAGCCAAUCACCGGCCUGCUGGCUCUGCAGGCCUUAGCACUGCGAGCUGCGUGUGCAGACCCCAUCACAGCCACUCUCAACGACAAGACAGUUCUGCAGCAUCUCAAGCAACAGCUGCACCACGAGAAGGAACACAUUGCCAAUUCCAAUAGACCGUUAACCAACUACUACCAGUACAGCCUGGGAGUGCUGUCUCUGUGUGUGAAUGGAGUGCGACUCAAUCCCCACGUCAUCCACAAACUCACUGAGGCCCAGAAGCACAGUGCAUUCCUACACAAAGACUCUGCCAGCGUGGACACUGAGGCAAUGGCAGGGCUGGCGUUUCAGUGUUUGAAAGACUCUGCAGAGCUUUACGAUGCCCGGCUGAACGAGCAUGUCCAGCACGCUCUGGGAGCAGUAAAAGCAGAGCUGGUGAAAGCCCAGGAUGAGAAAGGGCUCAUCGGGAAUGUGUUUAGUACCCCACUCGCGGUUCAGGCUCUGUUGGCUAUGAAUUCUGCAGCUUCUCAGUGCUCUACAGCAGUGGAAACUUUGGUGACUGAGAUGAGUCUGGGGACCUUUCACAACCCAAUGGCUAUAUCCCAACUACUCCCAGUGCUCCAUCAAAAGACCUAUCUAGACAUUAGCAAAAUGGACUGCACUGGAGAGGACGACAGCCUGGUGCUGGAGCCGAGGCCCCCUGCUGGUGACCUGCCCCCUGAGAAGGUGAUGGUGCGUGUGGUGGUGAAGAGUUCAGAAGUCGGGCCUGCGAUCUACACGGGGCGAGUGAGGGUCCCCAAGGGCUCGUCCCUGCACGACGCACUGAAGGAGAUGCAGAGACAGAAACCACAGGAGUUCACGUUUGAGACAGUGGAUAGCCUAUGGGGUCCUUACUUGACCACUGUGUUGGGAGUGAUGACCCAGCAGGCAAACCAGACCUACUGGCAGCUCAUCAAGUCUCCAGACACACCUCUGAUAGAAGGUAUUGCAGAUUAUAAAAUUGAACACGGAGACACUUUCAUUUUAAGAAAAAGCAAGUGGUAGUUUGGACAAUGAGCUGUUGCCUUCAUCACCAUUUCACCACAUGAUUAUUAAAACUUUCACAUUCACUUGUAAUGAGUGUAAAUGAUACACGGAUAACAAACAGAAUGUAUCGCUGUGUACUUUAUUCAAUUCCACAUUUAUUUUCGUAUGAUACAAUUAAUCUGACACAUUUGAGGCCUAAUAUUGUUCACCUCAUUUUUAUAUACUCACUGCUUAAAAGAAAAGACAUGCAAUUGGUAAAUGUCUAUUGUUUUCAUUUGAAGCAUACCUAAGCCAUUAUCAUUUUGGUAUAUUACCCUGAAGAAACUCCUUCAGCAGAAUUACUAGCUAUUGUCACACAAUGGUUUUGGAACACAUAUUUAGUAUUAACAUUGGAUAAAGAGUGAGUAUUGUCCAUUGUAGUGCUACUAAUUUGCUAAGAGGUAUGCAACACAAUGCUAUGUUAAAUAAGCCAUCUCACAGAUUGUAUUACAUUGUAUAACAUUGCUAGCAAUGCUGAGUUUGCGUAUGUGGGACGUUUGUAUGCAAAUACAUGCUGGUAGAGUCUGCAGACAGCAUUGUAAAUUUGAAUUUAAACAAAUGUGGGAAGGGGGCAACAUAAACAGGUUGUUUGUUGUGUGUAAAAUAUACUCUGUUUCAACCUGCAUCUACCAAACAAAUGAUGUACAGGGCACUGAAAUGAUUUGCAAAACAACUGCAGAAAGACGUUUUGCAGUUCAGGCUGAUAUGAAUAAUCCAUGUUAUCAUUAAGCAGUCACUCCCUGUGCUUUGCAUUUGCUAAAGGGCAAUAACUAGGGUUAGAGUAGAACUUAGGUAAGGUAAGAUUAUAAAGAGAAAAACCAAGAUUGAUGUUGAUCCCUUUUAUUGAACCAGCAAAACAAGUCACUUCAUAGUCGUUUGCAUUUUAAAAGGAACUGGAUACUAACUAGAACACAUCGCCACUAUUGUUCAAAAUGGGUGGAAAUGUGAGUAAUACUGUACUGUACCACAGAUGCUUCGGGGUAUUGGCUUUCUGGUCUGAUUUUAGUACAGCUCACUAACAAAGAUAAAGCAAAUGUGAAUUGUUAUUUACUCUGAUUUGUGAAGGUGUUAAUCCUUGAUGCACAUAUCUCUUAACCAGUACACAGGGGUAAUGCUGAUUAAAUGUGUUUGAUUAAAAUAAAAUCUGAUUGACAAAAAACAA
Acipenser ruthenus (sterlet) is the source of this 2760-nucleotide messenger RNA. RefSeq names its product transcobalamin-2-like. The transcript has 10 exons. Lineage: Eukaryota; Metazoa; Chordata; Actinopteri; Acipenseriformes; Acipenseridae. Bases 279 to 1577 code for a protein of 432 amino acids. Gene Ontology annotation, biological process: cobalamin transport. The record is from RefSeq and is a predicted model, not a curated record. Gene Ontology annotation, molecular function: cobalamin binding.